CUGUAGAUAUGGCAGUAUUCAAUACGUUUAAACAUCGGAUUAGUCACGUGCCUCAAUGAAUGACAGAGGUGACCCGAGUUCGCGACCUGAAAACCUGGAUCGAAAAAAGUUGGACCGCAGAUACAAAGACGACGAAGAGCAAUCAGUUAGCCAACAAACUUGCAAUUACUGGAUUUGCAAGCCUUUAAACAAAAGGGAAAUAGAAAUGGCCCCUCCAGUUCUUUUCGACACACUUCUCCGCGAGCGCACGGCAGCGCUGCUACAGUCCUCGUCAGAUUACCGCCGCUAUGCUCACCAUCUUUCAUCGCGUCUGCACAGACUCCGCAAGACGCUGAAGGUGCGUCGUCGGAUUUCGGCAAAGACGAAUCCAAAGUCUGCUGUUGUGACUGCUAGUGCCGAGACCGAGGCGACUGCGACGAGUGCGCCGAGUUCAAAGUACGAUGCGCAUGUGCCUUCGCCGAGUGAGUUGGCGACCGAUAAGCGGUUUGCUGGGUUAUUGCUUCUCGCGGCCGAGCGGGCCUGGGCGCAUGCGAUGGAGACCAAGGCUACGAUGGAGAACAGUGCGAGUGUUGCUCCCGAGAAGCGGAAGCAUGUUUUGCAGCGGCUCGAGAAGGCGCGCAAGCACGCUUCGCAGUUUGCGAGUAUCUUGCUCGAGUCGGACGAGAGUGGGUUUAGUGACUACGAUAAGUUGCAGGUGGUUUCUUACUCGGCAUUGUUGGCUGCCUCGGGUGCACUCGAGGCGUUUCAUUAUAACAAGGCUGUCGUGCAGUUCUCGAUUGCGUACACGGGCUUGCAGGGUCUUGCUCUUUCGCUCGCGGGCCCUGAUGCUAGCGACGACGACUCCGACACGGCCGAUCUCUACCGCGAUCUUCUUGACAGCACCGUCAUUCCUUCCCUCAAGUUUGCAGCUCUACAGGUUGAUCCCUCUCUCAGAUCCGAGGCAGUUUCCGCCAUCGCGCACAAGUUCAUUCCCGAAGACAACGUCGUCGUCGAGCUGGUUCAAAAAGUCGCAAAGGAUGAGGUCAAGGUCCGCGAGCUACUUACCGGCAAAAGCGACCACGCCGACGCGCUCGAGUUUGUCGACUCAAUCACCUGGCGCUCGCAUACCGCCCACCUUCGCGAUGCUACUGUUGCCGCGGCAAUUGUGUCUGCGCGCGGAGCAGACGAGGGGCUGUCGAAGACGCUCGCGGACGCAAAGACCGAGACCAGUGCGCCGGCGUUCGACCCCGCUUUGCUGGCAUGGCAGGACGCCGUCGACGCUAUCCACGAGACAAUAGUGGAGGCGAACUCGAGCGCGGGCGACGACGUGCAGGCGCGAGUGCAGGAGCUCUACAUCGUCUCGACCUUUGCGAGUUACAAUCUGAUUGCUCGUCGUAUCGCGCGUGAUAACCUGCUGGCUAGCAGCCUGCGGACGUCGCUCGAGGCAGGCACGAAGAAGGGUGCGCCGGUGAAGUCGAGUGCGUCAAAACUGAGAGCACUGUCUGGAAUCUACGAUGCCAUCCUGCAGUCGAUUGCGCAGAUUGUCGAUCUUCCUGGUGUUGCGAGCGACGAGCCUUUGUCGGACGCACUUGCUUCGCUCCAGAAGUACUACAGUGCGCACAAGUGUGCCUCCGACGCAGCGGCCCUGCUGAGCGGCUCGCCCGCCAACGUGGGCUCGUGGAUGAAGGCUGAGAGCUUGGUGUCCGAGAUUGACGAGAUGGCGCUGAACCUCGACGGCGAGACGAAGAGCGAUAUGACGGCCGAGCUGUUGUUCAAAGCCGACGUGCCUGCUCUGCGUAAGCUCGUGGCGAGCGGACUCGGGUCUGCAAAGGAGCAGCAGGCUGCUGCGAAGGUGACCCAGCAGAAGCGCGAGUAUGCGAAAGCACACAAGGGAAGCGCUCCGUUUGUGGUCGAGGAUCUCACCGCGGAGCCGGUGUUUGUCGAGCUCGACCGCCUGGUGGACUUGCAGCACAUUGGAAAGAAAAUCAAGCCGGUCCCUGCCAAGCCUGUAUUCUUUGACACCGCGUUCAACUUCAUUGGGUACGAGCAGAGCGAGCAGAGUUCGUCGACGGUACCUGUCGCGGCUGCUGCCGGUCGCGGACAGGCUGCUGUAGCGGGCGCUUUGGCGGAUGACGCAAUGGAGACUAAGGAUGAAUCAACUGCGGCUACCGCAAAGAAGGGCUGGUUUUGGCGGCGGUAGAUUUGCCCGUCAUUCCAGCAAAACAAAAGCAAAAGAUUAGUCAUUGAGAGGAGAGAAGUAAAAGCUUGAUGUUUGAAUCAUUCUGAGCAGGACGGGUAGUUAUCGGUGAACCAACUCGUUAUCAUAUCUACAUUGUAAAUCGCUAUUGUUUUGUUUUCCUCUGCGUUUUCUUCAUGAGUUUUGUACUUUUUCCGCCGCGUCUAUGUUUUCUUCUAUGUUGUAAUACUUGACCUGUUUGAAUAGAGAAAGAUGUAAGGGUAACGAGCUUUGGUACAUACGAAUGUUCAUGUUUCAGUGUACACUAUUUAUGUGGAAAAUGUCGGAUUAUAAAGUUAAUGACGCCAUCUCCACAAGCACAUGUACUGGCAACCAGAUCAAGAGAAGAAGGACGAUCCACCUAUGUUGAACUACGCUGACCGAGAAUUUAACCAAGAA
Molecule: messenger RNA, 2614 nt
Organism: Myxozyma melibiosi
Lineage: Eukaryota; Fungi; Ascomycota; Lipomycetes; Lipomycetales; Lipomycetaceae
Exons: 1
Coding region: 56-2179 (707 amino acids)
Biological process (GO): SRP-dependent cotranslational protein targeting to membrane
Cellular component (GO): signal recognition particle, endoplasmic reticulum targeting
Molecular function (GO): signal recognition particle binding; endoplasmic reticulum signal sequence receptor activity; 7S RNA binding
Source: RefSeq, a predicted model, not a curated record